Lodderomyces beijingensis is the source of this 1101-nucleotide messenger RNA. Lineage: Eukaryota; Fungi; Ascomycota; Pichiomycetes; Serinales; Debaryomycetaceae. The record is from the annotation of a GenBank genome assembly.
AUGGGCCAACUACUUUCACAUCCUGUAGAAGAGAAGGAGUUGGACUACAAGAGCCAUACAAAGAUGACCUAUUGUGUGGGGUCGAUGCAGGGCUACAGAAUGUCGAUGGAAGACGCCCACAGCGUCAAGAUCAACGAGGACGAAACGGUAGCAGUGUUUGGCGUGUUUGACGGCCACGGAGGGAAACAAUGCUCGGAGUAUCUACGCGAGCACUUAGCCAAGCACAUCUUCAAGCACUUGCUACUGGAGAAGGACAAGGCGCUGCGUCACCAUAGCCGGAGACAGUGUGACAACAAGCACAUUAUUGCCCUUUUGAAACACGCAUUUUUCAAAACCGACCAUGACUUGUCCCACUACAGCAACUUUAUCAAUUGCGGCUCCACGGGGAUCAUCUUGUGCGUCGUCAACAACAAGCUCUACGUGGCCAACACGGGAGACUCGCGGUGCAUCUUGUCGACGCAGAAUGGCUGUGCGAAACCACUUUCCUUUGACCAGAAACCGAAUCUAAUGGGAGAAAGAGUGCGAAUAGAGAAUAGCAACGGGUACGUGGUGAAUAAUCGGAUAAACGAGAUCUUGGCGCUAAGUCGGGCAUUUGGCGAUUUCAAAUUCAAGAUUCCGUUUUUGAAAUCCACAAACAACGAAUACAUCAUUCAGAAUAUCAAGAUGGAAAAAACCAACCCCCACCACUUUCUUGAGAGCGGCAGCUCGUUGGAGCAAACGCGAGCUGAAACUCACGAAUACGUGCAAAUCCCUCCCGAGUUGUUCCAAGUCACCGUUGAGCCGGAUAUCCUCAUUUACGACAUGAACGAAGUUGGCGAGCCUGAAUUUGUGGUCAUGGCAUGCGACGGCAUAUGGGACUGCUUCAAGAACUCGCAAUUGGUUAAAUUGAUUCGCGACAAGUUGGUGCUCGGCUGGAGAUUGAACAAAAUAGUCGAAUAUAUCUUGAAUGACAGCUUGACAAUGGCGAAUAACUACACGGGAAUCGGGUUUGACAACAUGACAUUGAUCAUUCUUGCAUUGCAUCUGGACGGCGAUAUCGACAAGUGGUAUGAGAAGAUGAUUACCAAGAUUGAGAGGGAGAAGGGACUACGCACAUGGUAG